Messenger RNA from Rotaria sordida, 1461 nucleotides. Lineage: Eukaryota; Metazoa; Rotifera; Eurotatoria; Philodinida; Philodinidae. The record is from the annotation of a GenBank genome assembly.
AUGGCAUCUGGUACAUCCGGUGAUAAUGAUGAUAAAAAAAAAUCUUCAUUCGGUGGUGUUCGAUCUGGUUUUCAUGGAAAAAAUGGUACAGAUGAAGCACCAUUAGAUAGAACUUAUUAUAAUAUACUUAAUGUAUCACCAACAGCGACUGCAUCCGAAAUAAAAAAAGCUUAUUAUUCACUUUCAUUACAAUAUCAUCCUGAUCGAACACAAAAUCUCAAUGAAAUAACACGACGUGAAUAUGCUGAAAGAUUUAAACUUAUUUCACAAGCUUAUAGUAUUCUCAGUGAUCCAGAAAAAAGAAAACUUUAUAAUAGAUAUGGUAAAGAUGAACGUCUUAUAGCAAAUGGUUCAGCUGGUAUAUCGUUAGAAGAUUUUGAUGCUGAAGAAUUCUUUCGUUUAAUGUUUGGUGGUGAACAAUUUAUAAAAAUAAUUGGUGAUUUUGAAUUAGCUAAAUCAUUUAAACAUGCUAUUUCGGAAAUAAUCAAAGAUGCUGAAAAUAAAGGUACAGAAGAAACACGUGAACAAAAAGACGAAAAAAUGCGUAAACGUUUGGCAUAUGCUGAAGAACGUACACAAGCACGUGAAGAACGUAUUAAACAAUUAUCAAUAAAUCUUACAUAUAAAUUAUCUGUUUUUACAGAAUCAAUUCCAACACAUCAUAAUGAUUUACAAUAUAAUCAAACAUUAAAUAAUUUUAUUGAAAUAACACGUUUAGACAUUCCAAAUUUACUUAGUGCACCAUAUGGUGAACAUUUAUUACAUACUAUUGGUUAUAUAUACGUAUCAAAAGCAAAAUUAUGGUUAAAUAAAUUAGAUUCACAAGAAGGUCAUCUUGGUAAACGUAUGUUAGGAUUUGGUAAACAUGUACAAUCAUCAUGGAAAGAACGUGUACAUGUUGUUAAAGAAACAGUUAAAACAGUUAAAUGUGCUGUUGAAUGGGGACAAUCAAUGUCAAAAUUAGCACAAAUAGCUGAUGAAGAAGCAGCAGCAAAUUUAGAACAAGGAAAAGAUCCUCAAUAUCCAUUUCAACAUCAUUCAGGACAUUUAGAUUAUGAGGGAUAUGUACCAUCAGAAUCAACAGCAUCAGCUACACCACCACCACCACCACCACCGCCACCAUCACAACCAUCUUCUCAUACAAAUCGAGCAACAUCUUCUCCAGUUAAACAUAAUCGUCAUGGUAAAUCAUCAUCGACAUCACAACCUUCACAAUUAACUGAAGAAGAAAAACGUAAACUUGAAGCUGAUACAGCUGCUAAAUCUAUGGAAGCGCUUUGGCGUGCAACAAAACUUGAAGUUGAAAGUAUUGAACGAGAUGUUUGUGAUCGAGUAUUAAAUGAUUCAUUAUGUUCACGUGAAACUCGACGACAUCGAUGUAUAGCUCUAUUAAAAAUGGGUGAAUUAUGGCAAGACGCACAUGAUAAUCCAGCAGCAUCAUCAUCUUCUAGUUCAUUAUAG